Molecule: messenger RNA, 4340 nt
Organism: Ceratitis capitata (Mediterranean fruit fly)
Lineage: Eukaryota; Metazoa; Arthropoda; Insecta; Diptera; Tephritidae
Product: dyslexia-associated protein KIAA0319-like protein
Exons: 12
Coding region: 261-3605 (1114 amino acids)
Cellular component (GO): plasma membrane; cytoplasmic vesicle
Source: RefSeq, a predicted model, not a curated record
CAGCUGAUUUUGACAAACCCCUACAAAGAUACAAAGAACAAUAAACCCCAUCUGGAAAAAUAAAAUUUGCUUCAUAUCCGUCAAGAAAGAAAAAUUUGCAUAAAAAACAAAUAUGAAAUAUAGAGUUUGUUAGAUCACGGUGAAUCAAGCACUAGCUGCUGCAUCCAUACAAGCGGCUUUUAACAAUCAAGGCCAACAUAAUAUUUAAUAUAAAAAAUCUUUGGUUAUAAACAAAUUAAUUCAAAAAAAUAUACAUCAAAAUGCAUUUCGCAAAUAAUAUGUGGAUAUUUUCUUUGCAACAUUUGCUCGCAUUACUCGUAAUUUUUUGUUGUGCUACGAAAGCUGAAAUUACAACAACACAAAAUGUACUACAUUCAAAUAAUGUUGAUACAGCAAAUGAAGCAACAACUCCAACAAAAACAAACGAUAUACCGGUGAGUACCCGUAACGCUGAUGCAGUAUUGUCAAUGUGUCCAAGUAUGCUGAAUUACGUAUUCGACAAUGCAACACCACGAGAUGAGGCUAAUGCAGGCACAUUCAUUGAGUAUACCAGACUUGAUACUGGAAUGGGCGAAGACGUUGAUUCGCUUUCAUGUUUAGCGGCUUGCUGCAAGAAAGCACGUACCAACGACACUUGUAAUUUGGUUUUUAUUUUUAAAAAUAAAUGCUAUCAUGUACGUUGCCUCAGCAAUGAAGGGUGUUUGCCCAAACAAAGAGAACAAACGAAAGAUCGAUUGCAAAUGAUGCUAGUGAGUCCGGUUCGAAAGCAUGGUAUAGACGAUGAGAAUCUUACCUGGCUGGAAGUAAUUAAAGCAAUGAAAAGUGGAGGCAUGGGUAUUGAAAUGCCGACGGCAGAUGAUUCGGAAAUCGCAAGUGGCGGGGACAGACAGCCAAAUUCGUUGAGCUUCUGGAAACAACCGCACAAAUUUCGCUACUUAAGUAGAAAUCAGGACCUUUCCACCUACGACGAGGAUGAAACUACUAAUGCAGAAAGUGUAAAACAAAUGUUCUUGCCAAUGCCUAGAAAAAACGAAAAUUUAAAUUUCUUUGGUUCUAAUCUGGCGCGUGAAUUAAACAAAUAUAUUCAAUGCGAAUUGGAUAUGUCCGAAUUGGGAGCGAAUAGUCGUUGCGGACCAAAAGAAGUAUGCAUACCAUUGCGUUCAGAAUCGGCCACUGGUAUCUGCCAGUGCCUCACUGGAUUGGUGCGUAAUCCACAAGGCGAUUGUGUACCAACAGAUGCAACGGCCGCUGAUUAUCCCAUAUUAGAAGAUAUUUCGCCGCAACGUCUCUCCAUGACGUCUGCGGCAUCCGAGCUAUUACCCUCCAUUGCCGGCCAGGACAAGGAAGAUGAUAAUGAACACGUUGUAAUCACUACAGUAAAAGCUGAAACCGACAAGAAACUUGUAGUAUCUGUAGUGUCAAAAGAAGUACGUUUACCGGAAAAGGAGGUAACACUGGCUGCAUUUACUGUGCCCGAUGAGGAGACCACUGGAAACAAAUAUAAAUAUUUAUGGACACUUGUAACACAACCCAAAGGUCCUAUGAACGGCACGAUUUCGGAUCAAAGUCAAUCCAAAGUGCGACUAUCAAAUCUCUCCGAAGGUUUAUAUAUAUUUAAAGUUUCUGUAAGCGGUGAUAAUGGCACCUAUGGGGAGGCAAUGGCUAAUGUAACGGUACUGCCAGAAAAACGUACUAAUCGUGUACCACAAGUGGUGAUUAAGCCCAAGGAGCAAACUAUACGUCUGCCCAUUACAAAUGCGAUUUUAGAUGGUAGCACAAGUACGGAUGAUGAUAAAAUUAUUAGUUGGCAUUGGGAGGUGGUACAGGGCCCAAUCGGUUAUCAACCUAAAUUGCCUGAGGUGAAUAUAUUGCAAUUAGGUGAUCUUAACUCGCCUGGCAACUACACAUUCAAACUAACUGUUUCUGAUUCGGAUAAUGUAACAAAUUCUACAACAGCUAAUAUAACAGUAUUGAAAGGUACUGAUUACCCGCCGGUGGCCAAUGCUGGUGAUGCAGUCAUACUUUACUUGCCGAAUAAUAACGUGACCUUGAAUGGAACUGCGAGCACCGAUGAUCACGAAAUCGUUGCCUGGGAAUGGACAAAAGAUGCUGGCGAUGAUACUAAAGCUGUUGAUAUGCAAAACACACGCACUCCAUACUUACAGCUCUCCAAUUUGGAGGAAGGCAUCUAUACAUUCGUUUUAAAAGUAACUGAUGGUAGUGGUCAAUCUAGCACCGCCAAAGUGCAUGUAUUUGUAAAGGCGCAAACAAACACACCGCCUGUAGCUGUCGCGGGUGGAAAUCAGACUAUAAAUUUGCCACGCAAUUGGGUUAUACUUAACGGUUCCGCUUCCACCGAUGACAUACGCAUAAAAAGUUAUUUGUGGAAACAGAAAUCUGGACCAAAUACUGCAGCAUUGGCCAAUAGCACAGCUGUGACCACAAAUGCCACUUCUUUAACAUUGGGUUUGUAUGAAUUCGUUUUGAGUGUAACAGAUGAGGAUAAUAAUACAGCAGCUGAUAGUGUUUGGAUAAAGGUUGUGCAAGAGAAAAAUGCCCCGCCUGUCGCCAAUGCUGGUGGCGAUCAAAGCGUUACGUUACCGCUUUCGGCGCUCUAUCUGAAUGGCUCUUCGUCAUCGGAUGAUUUAGCUGUAGAACGUUAUGUAUGGACGCGUGAUGAUACCAGCUUAGCGGCGGGUGUUGUUGUUGGUGACAGCGAUAAGCGUCCCGUGUUGAUUCUAACAAAUCUUGUGCAUGGCCGUUAUGUAUUCAAAUUAACUGUUUACGAUGAGCAAGGUCUCUCCAGCAGCGACACAGUCAGCAUUAUAGUACAUGCCGAUCCACUCCUAUUGAAUUUAGUGCAAUUAACGCUACCCAUGGGUCCAUCUGUACUGACACAAUCUGAAUUAAACUUGAUUGUACAAAAAAUUGGCUUACUUUUGGGUGAUAUGAAGAUAUUUGUGCGUGAGCUCAAAUGCGAUGGACGGCGGGCGGAUUCAACAAUACUGGUUUUCUAUGUGGAGUCCAUCGGUCCGGAUGGUCAAAGUCAUCCGGUUAAUGGCUUGACCGUUGAACAGCUACUUAAAGACAAGCUACAACGUGAUGCUGGUCUGUUGGGUACCGAUUUUACAGAUAUACGCACAACUAUUUGCCAAAAUAAGUGUUCCGGUCAUGGUGUUUGUAAUCCCGUUACGCGCGCCUGCAUCUGUGAGGCCUUCUGGAUGCCAUCUAUAACUUACUACUGGGGCAUAGAGGAGGCUAAUUGUGAUUGGUCUAUUUUAUAUGUUUUUGUCGGUACCAUAACAAGCUUUUUACUAUUAUCCGCUUUCUUCUGGGGCAUCACCUGUGCUCGUAGGCAAACGAAAAAACCACCGAAACGACCAAAGUUACAAAAGUAUUCGCUAAUUGGCAAUAAUGAUGAAGAGGCACCGCAAUUUUGCCGCACAACAUCGCUGAGCGAUUCCGAGACAGAUUCGGAUGUGCUCUUCGAAACACGCACAAAACCAAAUGGUAUUCUACGUAACACAGCAAAAAAUACUAAACAUAAUAGCCAUGGUCAAAAUAAAUAUACCAUAACGAAAUUAGGACGGAAAGUAAAGACGUAAAUCUGUGUGAUUAUGUACUUUCUAUUUAUUGUUCCUUCUAUUACCAUCUUGGUUCCUUGGGUUUUAUAUGAAUGUAUGUAACUUAACUAGUUUUGUACUUAUGUAUAUAUGUAUGCUUUUUACUUGCAUAUGUAUGUAUGUAUGUAUGUAUACACGCUUCAAUUCACGUCGCGUUAACUGUGUUAAAAUUAAUUACAGCAAAUGAACAAUGUUUUAUUUACGUAUAUGUUUUAAACGAAAUUAAUAAUUAAAAUUUAUAUACGUGUAUGUAUGUAUGCUUUGAUAAAUUGCAUAUUUUAUAUACAUACAUACAUUCGAUAUAUUUACGCAACAAAAGCGCAUAGCACUGAACACAUUCCACAUUAAGUAUUUAGUAUUACAAAAAAAAAUUUUAUAUUAUUGUAUAUGUAUAGAAGCAACCCAAAGAAAAUACUUUAAACUUGCCUUUUAACUCUACUUUUACUUUAAUCAUUCCAUUUUAUUUAUUUUAAGCUGUAUUUGAUUGUUUUCAAAAAAAAAAAAGUAUUUUUAUUAUUUUGUUAUUAUUAUUAUGUUUUGUUCUUUUUUAUUUUGUUUGUACAACAACUUCAAAUGUGUGCAAUGUAUUUGAGUCUUAGCAGAACAACAACAACAAUUAUACAACAAUGUCUUUAUAUAUGUACGUAUGUAUAAAUGUACUUAAUGUAAAGCUGAAAUAGUAAACUAUUUACUUAAAAUAAAUAUUGUAAAACAACA